GAGCGAAGGAAUACUGUAAACGAGCACGGACAACAACAAUAUCCGAGCCGAAAUGAGAUCAUACACACUGUAGUGAUAACAACAACCGGACUGAGAAAUUCGGCACGCUCCUGCUUGCGGCGAGAAGACAAUCACUUCGACUAAAUGUCACGAAAAACGGGAUCUUUUUUCCAUUAUUUUUGGCCGACGACGUUUUCAGACGAGCACGACGCAACCUUAGAAAUAUGAAACUUGUAUAAAGUAGCAAUUACAGCUAUUGUUGUUGUUUGGGUGUGUCACAUGCCAUGAGGCAAUCAAUAUAUGUUGAGAACUGGAGAAGCAACUCAUAAUCGUACAGGAAGAGCAUCUAGUGGCACUAACAACUGAGGUCCGGGAGACGAACACGUUUAUAUCUAUUGUCCUGGAAUUCGUCCAGAUCCACAGAUCUUACAAUGGAUAAAACAUUGCAUGACCAUCAAGAUUCCAGCACCUUGAAAGACAAAACGAAAGGAAGAGAAAAGACAAUCAAAACCCACAGACAACAUCAGGAUCAAACCUUGCCAAACAUUUCUCCUCAAGGGCGUGUGCGGCUCUAUUCGGAGUCUCAUGUGUACAAGGUCAGCUUCUGGCAGGAAUCAGAGCCCCAGGAUGGAGCAUCGGCGGAGGAGAACGGAGGAACCGGAGAUGGACUUCCAUUCAGAGGUCGUUCUCAAUCUGCUCCUGCUGCGCUGUGGAAAGCAAAGAAGUAUGGGCGACAGCUGAGGAGAAUGAGUGAUGAAUUUGACACAUGGCUCGACAAAGGGGAGGUCAAAAGAGCGAAACAGACCUACCGAGGAUGGUUCUCGUUCCUUUGGAGUCCCAAAGAAGAGGAGGGCAGAGAAUGAAGUAGUCAAUAUUUUAUAUUAACAGUUACCAGAGCUGCUCUCAAAUGAAGGCUGGUCUGAUCACCAUCAUGGCCUUUUUGUUUGCUCAAACUAGUGCAAAACCAAUCUGAGAGAAGUGCUGUAUCACAAUUUACCACUGCAAUAACGUAGGUUUAAUGAAAGGAAUUGUCAGUGUUAGUUCAAUUUGACAAUCUUAAGAGACAAUCUCUCCUAAAAUAUUACAGUUUAUUGGACAAUCUUUCUAUAUACGGAUUCAAAAAUUGAAACUCUAUUUAAAAACUAUUUAUUGAAAUGUAUUUGAGAAAGAAAUGUGUUCUAUAUAGAUCUAUAGAUGUGCGUUUUUGUUGUACUAAAGGCAGGAGCGGUUGCUUGCAAAAUGUAAAUAUGAUUCAAGGACUGUGACGUCGAUUAAGUAAGUUGUGAAUGAAAUACAGGUUAGUCGCGGUAACAGUAAUACGGGUAAAGUUAUUUCAGUUCGUUCGUCGCUACAUCUCAGGUUUGUUUUUUAAUGCCAAACUGUUGUGAAUACCUAGUAAGAGUGGAUGAAAUCUGUCGUUCUGCUGUCUCUUUAAUGCUGACUGUAUUUGGAUAUGUCACCAGGAAAACAAUUCAUUACUGCCUUUCGUGUACAUAUUUCUUGAGUGUAGAGUUGUACGUAGUCUCUAUUGGAUUUUUUCCUUUUAUAUUCCAUCUGCUGGUCUUAUAUGUCAAACAACAAUCAAUUUCUGCCAAACUUGUGGGGAGGUAAAUAUGUGCACAAAUUGUUUCUCUGUACUGUCAGCCUUGCUGAUACUUUCAUUUCUUUUUUAAGCACUUUGUACAUAUUUGUACUUGUUAACAUAGAUUGGAUGAACUGUUUUAAACGCUUUUUAAAACAAUCACAAGUUUUUAUCUUUUUUCUAUAAUUUUGUGGUCAAAAUAAAAGAUUUUCUGGCUGAAAUUAA
Messenger RNA from Labeo rohita (rohu), 1807 nucleotides. RefSeq names its product BCL2 associated agonist of cell death a (gene bada). Gene Ontology annotation, cellular component: mitochondrion. The transcript is spliced from 4 exons. NCBI's taxonomy places the organism in Eukaryota, Metazoa, Chordata, Actinopteri, Cypriniformes, Cyprinidae. Gene Ontology annotation, biological process: apoptotic process. The record is from RefSeq and is a predicted model, not a curated record. The coding region runs from base 432 to 863 and encodes 143 amino acids.